AUGGCUGCUGCCACUACACUUACUCCUCCAUUGGAGACCUCCCGCAUCUUCGUUAGGGGACUGCCACCCAACAUCACUGAUGCCGACUUUCGAAAGCACUUUUCUGCUGGUGGUCGCGAGGUUACAGACGUCAAGGUUAUUCCUCAAAGAAGGAUUGGCUACGUUGGAUACAAGACACCUGAGGUUGCGACCAAGGCCGUCAAGUACUUCAACAAGUCUUACAUUCGCAUGUCCAGAAUUAAUGUCGAACUUGCAAGGCCGAUUGCAGAUCCCGUCCUUCAAAAGACAAAGGGAGUAAGCGGACAGCUGCCUGUGGCGAAGACGUCAGAAUCGGCUGCACUUCCGCCACCCACUGCUGAAAAGGAUGACGGGUUAAACAAGAAGCGCAAGCGGGAGGAUCUAGAUGAAUCAGACCCAAAGCUGCGCGAGUUUUUGCAAGUCAUGCAGCCUGGCAAGAACUCUUCCGCCAAUGAAAUGUUGGAUGUGAUCGACUCUGCUGCUGUUGAGGAGCAGAAAAAGUUGCUCCAAGACGGCGAAAGUGACGAUGAAUAUGAAGCCAUCCCGGCUCGGCCUGAGAAACGGCAGAUGAGGGAGGCGCCAAAGGGAGAUCACCGCCCCGCGGAAUCUUUGCCGGAAGAGGACGAGGCAAUGCCGGACGUUGGUCCAGUCCCUAAGCCGGUGCCAGACGCGACUCAGGACGAGGCUCCCGCCGUUGCUGUCAACAAUAACAACGGCGCGGCAACCUCAGACGAUGAUUGGCUCCGUUCAAGGACGAACCGCCUGCUGGAUCUUGUUGAUGACGACGAGGUACUCCAGCCCCCGGCUCAACAAGACAGUGGAGAGACAGGGGGAAGUGCACCCGCAAUUAAUCACGAGGCCCCUGUCGAGAGCUCUGAGCGACCGAAGGCCGCGAUUGAGAGUGAAGCGGGAGCUGGUGAUAAAGCGGCACCCCUAGCGAAGAAGGUUGAGGAGGAAGGGGACGAAACCCUCGCCACCAUCAAAAGGACCUCAAGACUGUUCGUGCGAAACUUGGCAUACAGUGUAAACGAAGAUGACCUGCGCUCGCAUUUUGAACAGUUUGGGGAACUUGAAGAGGUACACCUGCCAGUUACCGCUACUGGUGCAAGUAAGGGCUACGCUAUGGUGCUGUUCGCAAAUGCCGACUCUGCUGUUGCUGCAUUCCAGUCGACGGAUGGUCAGACCUUGCAAGGGCGACUUGUACACGUCUUGCCCGCUGCGGAAAAGCGGGAUACAGGAUUGGAUGAGUUUGCAAUUUCAAAGCUGCCCUUGAAAAAGCAGAAUUUAAUCCGAAAGAAGGCCGAGGCUGCAUCUAGCUCCUUCAACUGGAAUUCUCUCUACAUGAGCCAGGAUGCUGUCAACGCAUCAGUUGCCAGCCGCCUGGGCGUGUCCAAAUCGGAACUACUUGAUCCCACCUCGGCGGAUGCCGGUGUUAAGCAGGCCAUCGCCGAGACGUCGAUCAUCCAGGAAACUAAGGCCUACUUUACUUCCAAUGGCGUUGAUCUCGAUGCUUUGAAGUCACAAAAGCGGGGCGAUACGACCAUUUUGGUAAAAAAUUUCCCUUUCGGGACCACGAUGGAGGAGCUGAGAACCAUGUUUGAAGAGCAUGGCACCGUCUUGAGGGUGCUGAUGCCACCCAGUGGGACCAUUGCUAUUGUCGAAUUUGCUCAGCCAGCACAUGCAAAGGCGGCGUUCGCCAAGCUUGCAUACAGGCGGAUAAAGGACACUGUACUGUUCUUGGAGAAGGGACCCAAAGACCUUUUCAAGCAUGACGCCUCACUGAGCAUGACACAUAGCAAAGAGGAUCGACCUACUGGCGUGCAGAAGCUCAGUGUUACUGAGCUUUUGGGACGAGACGACCAGGGUGAGGCAGACGUUGGUUCAACUUCGCUGUUCGUCAGAAAUCUCAACUUCUCCACGACGACGGAAAAGUUGGCCGAGACGUUUAAACCGUUGGACGGUUUCGUUUCCGCUAGAGUAAAGACAAAGAUGGACCCUAAGAAGCCUGGCCAGGUGUUGAGCAUGGGAUUCGGCUUCGUUGUGUUCAAGACAAAGGAGCAAGCACAGGCGGCUCUUCAGUCCAUGGAUGGCUUCGUUCUCGAAGGCCACACCCUCGCCGUCAAGGCGUCGCACAAGGGCCAAGACGCUGCAGAGGAACGUCGCCGGGAGGACAAGGCCCGCAAGGCAGCGGGUCAGCGUACCAAGAUCGUCAUUAAGAACUUGCCCUUCGAAGCAACUAAAAAAGACAUCCGUACCCUAUUUGGCACGUAUGGCCAACUUAGGGCGGUGCGUCUACCGAAAAAGUUUGGCAACUCAACCAGAGGUUUUGCUUUUGCCGAGUUUGUCACACCUCGGGAGGCGGAAAAUGCUCUCAACGCGUUACGAGACACUCACUUGCUGGGCCGCAGACUUGUUCUCGACUACGCAGAGGCCGAGGCAGUCGAUGCUGAGGAGGAGAUUGCCAAGAUGCAACGCAAAAUUGGUGGCCAGGUUAACAAGGUUGCCAUCUCGCAGCUCACGGGCCAGGGAAGGAAAAGGGUCAAUAUUGGGGGCGACAACGCCGACGAGAUGGAUAUGUGA
Messenger RNA from Colletotrichum truncatum, 2598 nucleotides. RefSeq names its product Multiple RNA-binding domain-containing protein 1. Gene Ontology annotation, molecular function: mRNA binding. Gene Ontology annotation, cellular component: nucleus; cytoplasm. NCBI's taxonomy places the organism in Eukaryota, Fungi, Ascomycota, Sordariomycetes, Glomerellales, Glomerellaceae. The record is from RefSeq and is a predicted model, not a curated record.